AUAAUGAUUACAUAAAAUAAAGCAAUUCUCAAAUGGAGAGAGAUCUUAUUAAAUGAAAAUCUUCUUACCGAUGCUUACAAGUUCAGAGAUUGGGAUCAAGUAAACCUUGAAAUUCCAGAAAAAGAAACUCUAAUUAAAGAUCUUACUAGAACCAGAAAUGAUGAUCCCUAUUUUAAAAAGGAAUCCACUUAAAGAAACCUUAUGUUACUUGCAACAUUUUAUUGUUAAUAAAACAGUGUCAAUUAUCAAUAAGGAAUGCUUGAAAUUGUAGCUCCAUUCUUAGUCAUGAAAAAUAAAGACUUUCCUAUUUAUAAGUGCUAUGCUUAUUUCAAUUCUUUUAUGAAUACAUAUUUCCCAAAAGUUCUUGAAUGGAAUGUAAUAAUAACACUAACUUACAUUAGAUUCUUUAAGGAGAAAAGUAACUUGCCCAUGUUUUAUGCGCUAUUCAAUUCUGUGAGAUAUUGUUAAAAUAUCAUUGCUCUGAUUUUUAUAAUCGCAUUCUUAAACUUGAAGACUUCAAUCUAUCAAUGGUAGUUACACCAUUAAUUAUGACUCUUUUUGCUAAAGGUACAUCUUUAUAAUUAGUCUUUUUAAUUUUUGAUGAAUACAUGAAAAGAAAAAAUCCCAAUUACAUAUUUUUCAUGGUUACUGCCCUAUUUAUGAUCUAAAGACAAGUAUUGAAAUUUGAUUAUAUUAGAGGAAAUUUUAUCUUUUGAAGAUUCUGAAGAACUUUUUAUGUACCUCAAUAAAAAAUUAAAAUGCAUCAAUUAUGAAUCAGAUAUAUAGUAAUUAUUUGAAAGAGCUGAUGAGCUUCGUGAUUAAACACCUUAAUCUUAUGAGUAAUUAAUAGCCUCUACUUCGUUUAAUGAUAAAAGCGGUAUAUCUAAUAUUCAUGUUGUAGUUUUAAGUGUUGAAGAUAUUACAGAAUUAACGUAAAUCAAUAAAUCAUAUUACUUUAAAUGUUUAUUUAUUGAGGUUUCAGAAAUGAAAUCUCUUCUUGGAAAAUCAAAAAAGCAAUCUACUAAAAAAAUACAAUUACGCUUACUUGAUAUUAGAAAGGACAAGAAACCUAAAUUAAAAGAGUUUGUUCCAAAAGAAUUUAUAGUAAAAAAAGCAGAUGGAAAUCUACAUACUUGUUUAAUUAUGGAAUCGAAUAAAACUAUAGAAUAUGCUGUAAAAGUUGCACAAGACCUGAUUUUAGAAGGUGUUAGACAUGUCUCUAUUUUAAAAGGAGGCUUUUAAGUAAUAUAAUAUCUUUAUGGAUUAUAGUAAUUAUCAGCUUCAAUCAAAUAAUAAAAGGAUUGUUCAAUUAUGUGA
This is a messenger RNA of Paramecium sonneborni, 1317 nucleotides long. NCBI's taxonomy places the organism in Eukaryota, Ciliophora, Oligohymenophorea, Peniculida, Parameciidae. The record is from the annotation of a GenBank genome assembly.